Messenger RNA from Patiria miniata (bat star), 5970 nucleotides. It is a transcript of the gene ubxn4, whose product is annotated as UBX domain-containing protein 4-like. The transcript is spliced from 7 exons. NCBI's taxonomy places the organism in Eukaryota, Metazoa, Echinodermata, Asteroidea, Valvatida, Asterinidae. Gene Ontology annotation, molecular function: protein binding. Bases 163 to 3945 code for a protein of 1260 amino acids. The record is from RefSeq and is a predicted model, not a curated record.
AAAUAAUAUACCCUGGGGACGAGGUAACGUACGGCCGCCAUGCAUGCAGCUUUGUUUUUUUCGCUUGGGUCCACUCGUCGUGUGAGCGGUAUAGAAAAUAGAAGAACAAUUUCCAUGAGUUUCUGAGCUUGAUUUCCCACAGCAAGUACACGGACAAAGACAAUGCGCUGGUUCGUCGGCUCAAUAACCGACGCUAUCACAACAGCAAAACAGCGUAAUGUUUUGUUUGUUGUUUACGUCCGAGGUGAUGAUGAUGCCUCAACUCAGAUGGAUACCACGUGGGAGGACCAAGAAAUAUCUCAGCUGUGUGAAGACUCUGGCAUGGUGGCAGUCAAAUUUAAUGCAGAUAGUGAUGAAUUCAAGCAGUUUUCACAGUACUAUCCAGUGAAAUGUGUUCCCUGUGUCUCCUUUAUCUCUGGCUCGACUGGGGAACCCAUAGAGGGUACUGAUGGUUACAUCAACUCUAGUGAGUUCAAACAGAGAAUUCAAAAAGUCCUAGAGAGGACAAAGCAAGCCUCGUCCACAACUCCAUCAACCCGGGCUCCAGCUAGUACCUCAAGCCCAGCUACGGUGGCAUCAGACUCCUCCACCAGUCCCCAAACAUCUACUGUUUCUCAAGCUUCACCUACUCUGCAAGCCUCAGCUACAGCUGCUAGUCAAGACCAGAAAAAGGAACUCAGUAAAUUGGAGAAGGCAGCUAGACUGAGACAGAAGAUGGAGGAAAUCCACCAACGCAAGGAGGCUGAGAAGGAAGAGGAGCUUAAAAAGAAAGAGAUAGACAGAAGAAAGGUUGGCCAAGCUGUGCAGAAAUCCAUGCAGGAACGAUCGGACCAGGAGGCCAGACGGGUUGCACAAGAACUGCGCAAAGAGAAGGAAGAGGAACGGCUAGCUAAGGAGCGAGUCCGUGAACAGAUAGCGAGGGAUCGGGCUGAGAAACAGUCACGCUACGAAAGUAACAAACGAGAGAGAGAGAAGAGCCAGGUAGCUGCUCAGGAGGCAGCGCAAGCAGCCAAUCAAGCUCCAAAGAGGAAAAUCAAUAUGUUGAAGGGCAGGAAGCGCAAGAAGACCCCUAAACGUUUACAGAGAUUCCAGAGUGGCAAAAUCUACAUAUGUCCACAAUGUUUGAAAGAGUAUAUCGCCAAGGGGAGCCUCAGACGUCACUUAAAGAUUGAACAUGGCCCUAAAGUGUUUAGCUGGUGUCGACGGUGUGAGUAUCAGUGCAACAGACGAGACAAUUUAAGACGACACUACAUACAAUAUCACACCGAAUAUGUCAGAGACCUUGAAACUAUUGCCUUUGAAACACUCGAACAGAGGAAUCACAGAGUCCGGCUUGAAAUUGCAGAGAAGCGGUUGGCAACCUCAAAAGCCAAGGGGAGCCAGAAGAGGAAGACUGGGACGAAGACAUGGAAUGUCAGAAAAAGUUUCAGAAGAGAUUCUAGUGCAGCAACAUCUUGUGUGAAUUUGAUUGGAAAUGAACGUACACCAUCAGGAAGUAUGACCCAACAGUCGCUGCAUGAAGACAGCCAAGAAAAUUUAGGUGGAACAUACAAACAAGUCAAAUGGGCUCCUGUCAAAAUGGAACCAGAAGAGAUGCUGCUGUUGCCGUCAUCACUGAUACCGUCAUCAUCAUCCUUGGGUCCAGCAUCCAAGAAUCCAGUCAGUAGCCCUCUAUGGGCUGACAUGACUCGACAGCAACAUAAGUAUUGGACAGGCUGUGCUUAUCAGUGCCCUGAAUGUAUUAUGACCUUCCAGCAUUCCAGCAGCCUCUUUCAACAUUUACAAAAGGAGCAUGGAGGAAUGCCACUCUUCUUUUGUCAACAUUGCAGUUUUAGGAGCAAGGGAAUGGACAACAUGAGGAAGCACUAUUACAAAAUUCACCCACUUCACCAGGAAGAUGUGGAUGUGAUAACAUCUGAGUCCAUACUACAAACAGAGAUUAGAGAACAGCAGGAAACACUAGGGGGAAUUGAACGUGUUGCAGAUCAUGGUCAAGGCUCCAGUCAGUCUCUUCUGUGUGGACACAAUAACAGUUCCUUUUAUUUCAAAAUGCCAGAAACAGUUAAUCAGCUGACAGGGCCUGGCAGUGGCUUAUGCCCUGAUGCAUCAAAUAUACAUGUACAUACUGAGCAACUUGCAGAUGCAAUUAUGGCAUCUUCUACAGAUGGCCUUCCUGUACCAGGCAUACCUUUCCUGCAACAGGAUUCCUCAUUGCCAACAGAGCAGACAACCAAAGACUCAUGUCUUACUAUCUCACAAGAAGCUAUAUCAGAUGUGGGUCAUGUGUUUCCUGUAGGAGAGGAGGAAUCAUCCUAUUGUGCCAUCAGCCAGCCAAUCUAUGAUUCUGACAACUCUGCCUCAGAUAUCAACAUGACUUGUUCCUCUGAACCUGUGCAUACUCUGGGUGAUAUACAACACGCAAUUGAAUGGUCACCACCCAAAGGUAAAGAGGCAGGGGGCUGCUUCAAAUGCCCAAAAUGCAGUCGUGAAUACCUGCAACUAGGAAGUCUGAAUCGUCACCUCAGACUCGAUCAUGGACCUCCUACCUGUUUUUGGUGCAGACACUGUGAGUUUCGAACCAACCGAAAAGACAACUUCAAGAGACACUACAAACAGUCGCACCCACAAAAUAUUGAGGAAGUGAAGGCAAUCAAUGUAGAGACCAGCGAGGAGAAAGAGAAUCGUGAACGUCAGGAAGAAAUGAAGAACAGGCAAUCACCAAGAUCAAGGGGGUCCAUAAGAGGAUCAGGCCAAGGAAUGCGAGAUGUUGGGAAAGAUGAGACACAUCUACAAAGAAUAGAGUCAGUCAGCACUUCAAGUGUGGCUAAGAACAUGGAAGAGCAUCUAUCAACACAGACAAACGAAUUGUGUCAAGAGAGAGCCACCUCGCAAUCCAUAUCUUCCAAAAGCAGUGUUCUGUCACCAAGAGUGCAGUUAGUCAAGAUGUUUUACCCUGAACAUAUUAAGUCAUCAAACGUUGCAGCACCUACCUGUUGUGAACAUGCAGGAACUGACAGUGCCAGUGAAUCUUGUAAUAACUCUCCACAAAGUAAAACAUCUGACACAAUCAUGCAAGAGUCACAGAACCCCUUGCAAGGAAUGACGACAAGUAAUGCAACUAAAACUUCCCACUCAAUAAGACAUAGCAAGAGGAAGUCACAACAUAUUACACGUAGUCUGGCCGAGUCUAUUUUGCCCCUGUCACAUGAAAAAAAAUCAUAUAACAAAGUCAAAGAUUUACCAGUAUAUACACCAGAAGAAGAAACAAGUAACAAAAGAUUUGGUUUCAUUAACUCACUUCAACACAAAGUGAUGGAUGGCAGUGUUAAUAAUCUACCUACAUGUACGCCACAAAGAAAUGUGACUUGUAACACAAGUCAUACUGUGGUGAAAUCACCACAUACAAGUACAUACAUUAAUUCAGAUGAAAGACUUGAAGCAUUAAGCCCGCCAACAAUUAAUAUGACUAAAAACGUAGCCCAAGAUUGUUCCAAUGCACAACAAAGUAUAUCAAAUUUACCACAAAUCAAUACACAUAACACAGGAUAUGAGUUACCAACAAUUAAUGUGACAAAUAAUGCAGCACGAGACUUGCAUAACUCUCAUCAAAGUGAAACUGUGGAUAACACACGCCAUAAUUCCCAAACCUUGCAACAGCAAAAUGCUGCGUGUAUUGAUUUACCAGGUUUAGUGGGCUCGGCACGAGGCAGUUCAGCAAACAAUGUGGUCCAGGAAGAGAGCCCAGUGACAUCCACAUCAGAGGGACCAUGUAUUCCCCUGACACGGUUGGAAGAGGUACUACGUGGAAAUGUCACCAAAGUCAUUGAGGAGAGUCACACUGUCAUAUACAAAGAUGGCACAAGGAUCAGAGAGGAAACUGUCAAGAGGACCUAUGAAGUCAUUUUUCAGGCAGACUUUGGAAAUGGGACUGUAAAACCUUGUUAAUAAACCCCAAUUAUUAAAGAAAUGAGGCCAAGGCAUAACAGAAAUGGACUCAAAAUGACUGUGGGCUAAACCACAUUUAUAACCCUCAUUUUAAACAAUAUCUCUCGACUGCCUACAACAGAUCUAUGCACUGGUCUUUGGAUUGUCUGUGUUUUUCAAUUUUACAGCUAAUGUGUAAAUGUCCAAGAGAGUUAUGGCAAUACAUACAUGUACAUAGUAUUCUUUGUAGGAAAAAAACUUGUGAAUGCAUAGCUUUGUACUGAUAAUCUCUGGCAUUGUUAUCUCAGAUGAUGACAGACCCACUCACAUUUACAUGAAGAUGGCAAUUGCUAGAAUUCAUAUCAACUGCAGUGGGUACAUGUACAAAAAUGUGGUUUGAAGAACAUCAACAUUGCUGUCAUUUUUCAUUUUAAUAAAUGCACAAGAAUCCAAGCUUUAAUGAUCUCUGUACAAAAUGUACCGACCGGUACAAUGUUCUGCAACUUCUUGCCAACUGUGUGUAUGGUUUUAGAUGAUGUAAUAACCUCAUUUGCAGUAUCAAAACUUACGUUCCAACAUGUGCUUGCAUUCCUAAUCAGCCUAAAUCAGGGUUUAUAAAAAUGACAUUAAAAUAGUAGGCAAGUACAUGUACAUUGUACAUUAAUCAAUUGCACAAUGUUGUUCAUGACUACAGGGAUUAAAAUAAGUUAACAAUGUACAUAAAUACCCUUUAAGACAGUCUGCCAUUAAAGUAUGGAAUUUGUUUUAACAUUUAAAAUUAAAAAAAAGAUGGUUAGGCAAACUACAUGUACAUGUACAUGUACUGUCAUGACAGUUGUGACAUGCCUAGAGAGGGUUUCAUGAUAAAACACUGCCUGCUGAAUAUGCAAAAAAAAACGAAUCCAAAGUGGUAAACUGAGAUGCUCAUAGUUUGUUUGGAAGAUUGACUGCAGGAACGUACGUCUGUCUAGUAUAUAUAUGUAUACAUGUUCUGCCAAGUUUUCACUCUUUCAACUGUAAUCUUUGCCUUACAUUUCUCUAACAGUUGUGAUCAAAUAUUUACUGUUGGUUGGUUUUGGGGGUUUUCUCUCAGGAAACAAAGAACCAAAGCUCAUACGAAAGUAAGAUGCCACUAACAAAUUGUGCUACUUUCAAGGUGUCAGCAAGGAUAACUGCGGUCAUAUAAUUAAUGUACUCAUGAUGAACUCAUCAGUUUCAUGUGGGAAUGUCAGUGCGGUUGAAGCAUUAGACCUACUACAUGUGCAUGUAAUGAUCCUGUCAAUCAGUUGGUGAUGCAUCUGCUUGUCAGAUGACUGAUGACUGUCCCACGUGUUAGUCCUGAAACCUUGAGUCAUUAUUAGGGUUGUCCCGAAUAUUCGAUCACCAACCGAAUAUUCAAAUAACUUUUUUGCUGGUUGGAAUAUUCGAGAACAAAACAACUACGCGCCUACACACGACAGUGAUGUUAUUUUACAUGUAUCAUAAACUUUGGGGCUUUAUUGUCAGGUGCCACUUUUUUGUCGACAGUAACUUUUUUGUCGAUGGCGGUUCAUUUAUCCCAUCCUUUUGGCCGGUUAAUCCUGAAUACUUACCGGUACUGCAAAACACUCCAGCAGCCCACCCAUUGACGCUUGCAAAUGUUAUCUGGCAUGCUCUGCAUGCACCUUUUGAUCAGCACGACAUGCAGUUGCAGGUGGCAGUUUCCAAUAUCCAAAUUUUGGUCAAACACUGUUUCAAGUAAUCAAAUACUAAAUUAUUCUAAAAAUAUACAGCCCUAGUCAUCAUCAUGGGAAAUCCCUUUUAUGUAGAUGCUCAGAUGUACAUCUACAUGGAGUGCUUCCACUACAUCGUAUACGGGUCCUAAAAUUUUGAAGAAUUCAAUAAGUCCCAAGGAUCAUGGCUUGCGAUAUUUGUUUUAAAUGUUGAUAUGAAUAGAUUUUUACAUACGUCAAUAUUAAAGUAACUCUGUAUUACAGCUCUGCAUUAUUUUGUGUUGCUUAAAAAGGUUCGCUAAUAAAUUAUGUGGACAAUUUGUAUACAUGAAAA